CCAAGCCCGGAGAGCCGGAAGAAGUCUGCUCCCUGUUGUGAACUGAGGCCCCCGCCGGACUCAGACCGAGCCCCCCUGGCUCUUCCCAGUCCCCUGUGCACAGCGGGGCCAGCCCCGAAGCCGCCCGCAGAAGGGAGACCCCUGGACAGAACGGAGAAUUUCAGCUCCGCUUUCAAACGGGACUUCUCCGAGCUCGCCGCUCCCAGGGCCAGCGCUGUGAGCCCAAAGGACUGCUCCGCCCACGGAUACCUCACCGCCUCCAACUCCCAGCCCCAGCCCCCUGGGCACGAGCCGGACGACGACAAGGAGCAGAGCCAAGGCAAGACGCUAGCGGACAAAGGGGCCAACGGGCGGGGCGCUGAGGGCGGGGCGGAGGGCUGCCUCCCGUUCCGCGCCUUCCCCGAGGAGGGCUGGGACUCGGGGUUCCCCGUCAGCCCCCCCCGGAGAGCGGACAAGGAGAACGCUUUACAGUGCAGCUCCAAAGCUGCUCUGCUCCAGGAGCUAGAAACCAGCGAACAAGAUGCAAGACCAAAGCAAGAAAGCCACCUCCACGCCCUGGGCAAGACGCGGGCGGGCGGGCACGGCCACGCGGGCGACAAGAGUCCCUGUGAGGGGUGGCUGGGCCCUGCGCCCGCGCCCGCCGUGCACAAAGCCUCCGGCGGCCGCUCCCGCACCAAGGCCCGG
This is a messenger RNA of Pelodiscus sinensis (Chinese soft-shelled turtle), 684 nucleotides long. The record is from RefSeq and is a predicted model, not a curated record. Lineage: Eukaryota; Metazoa; Chordata; Testudines; Trionychidae.